Hyaena hyaena (striped hyena) is the source of this 2414-nucleotide messenger RNA. RefSeq names its product sulfiredoxin 1 (gene SRXN1). Gene Ontology annotation, molecular function: sulfiredoxin activity. NCBI's taxonomy places the organism in Eukaryota, Metazoa, Chordata, Mammalia, Carnivora, Hyaenidae. The transcript is spliced from 2 exons. Bases 1 to 414 code for a protein of 137 amino acids. The record is from RefSeq and is a predicted model, not a curated record. Gene Ontology annotation, cellular component: cytoplasm. Gene Ontology annotation, biological process: cellular response to oxidative stress.
AUGGGGCUGCGAGCUGGAGGGGCGCUGGGCAGGGCCGGGGCGCGCCCGGGGGCGCCGGGGGCCCCCGCGCCGAGCGGCGGCGCGCAGGGCGGCAGCAUCCACUCCGGCUGCAUCGCCGCGGUGCACAACGUCCCUAUGAGCGUGCUUAUCCGGCCCUUGCCGUCCGUGCUGGACCCGGCCAAGGUGCAGAGCCUCGUGGACACGAUCCGGGAGGAUCCCGACAGCGUCCCCCCUAUCGACGUCCUCUGGAUCAAAGGGGCCCAGGGUGGUGACUAUUUCUACUCCUUUGGCGGCUGCCACCGCUACGCAGCCUACCGGCAGCUGCAGCGAGAGACCAUCCCUGCCAAGCUCGUCCAGUCCACCCUCUCGGACCUCAGGGUGUACCUGGGUGCUUCCACACCGGACUUGCAGUAGCAGCCGCCUUGACACCUGCCACCCCUUCCCGAGGGCCCAGAAGACCCACGUGGCCUCCAGUGGGCGGGGCCAUGCAGAAGGUGGAGGGGUGCCUUCCCUGUGCCCGGGGACGGGGCGAGGUCUGACUCUGAGCACCUGAUCGCCAGCUGCCAGGCCUUGGACUCAUUCCUGAAUGGUGUGGGAGCCCCAGAUCCGACUGCCGCGAAAAUGGGGUCAUAUCUUUGAUCUCGAGGUAUUUUGGAGAGCACGCGAUGGAAAAGGAGAUGGGUUCGGAGAGCCCCAGACUGCUGGCUCGAGUCCCGAGGACACAGUUUUGUCUGUGUCUUUCCCAGUAGGCAGAAUACAUUCGGCUGCGAGGAAAGGAGGCCUAAGUUACAGCGGCUUAAAAAGAGAGAAGUGUGUCCACAUAGCAGGAAUUCUGGAGGGAGGUGGUAGUGGUUCGGCACCCUGGCAAAGGCAGAGCUCACAGCCCUGUGAUUCCUUUUGGCCCCUCCCUCCUUGCUUGUUAUUUCGUGGUCAAAGAUCGCAGGCGUGCCUCCAGAAUUCAUGGCUGUGGUCAAGGGAGAAAGGUGCAGGGGAGGAGGAAGGGCCAAGCCUGCUGUCAACUUCUUUUAUAAACUCUCACCUUUUGCAGAGGCCUAUUUCCUGUUCCAUCCCCCUGCAUAUUUCCGUUUGGUGUCCUUGGCCCAAACCGGCUACCAUUCCCACUCCUGGCUGCAAAGAAAGUUAAGAUGGCAGGGAGCAGAAUUGUCAUAAGUAGCAGACCCUUCAUAUCCCAUCUCCUGGGACUGGCACACUGUUUCCUGAAAUAAAAUAAUUGGAAUCCCAUUGCCAAGAGAGACAUGAGGAGCUGUGUAUCAGUUAGUCUUUGCUGUGUAACAAACCAUCCCAGAACCUGACCGCUAAACGCACAGCAUUCAUUCGCCCGUAGUUCUGUGAGUUUGUAGUUUAGGCCGGGUGCAUGUGGACAGUUCUGCUGGUCUCACCCAAGGUCACCCCCAAGGCUGCAUGCAGCCAGCUGGUACCCCAGAAGGGGCUGGAUGGUCCAGGAUAGCCCUACUCACUUGUCUAGCAUUGGGCGGGCUGUUGCCGGGCUGACUUGGCCCUCCUCUACGCAGUCUCUCCAGCAGCUCAGCUCAGGCUUGUUCAGCUGGCUUCUUCUUGAGUUUUAGGCCCAGAAUUGGCAAAACAUCACCUCUGCGAUAUUCUUUUGGUUAGAGCAAAUCAUAUGACUGGCCUGGAUUUCAAGGGGUGGCAAAACAGACUACAGCUCCUACUGGGAGACACUGCAAACGAUUGGUGGCAUUUGUCAUGAGUCAUAAGCAGCUGUGCAUCGGCAAAUACCCGUUUCUGCCUGAUUGCACAGGGCCUUGAUCUGCCCAAGCUGAGGUUGGUUACCAAGACAUUGGCCUGGCCCCUAAAUCUAGGGGAUGAAGCGAAGGGGCAGGGGUGAAUCUCCCAGGGCGGGGCCUGCUCUAGUACAGGCAUCUCUCAGGGUCUGAGAUGGUGGGAUAGAGAUAGGCCGGGUGAGACAUUCCAAAGGGACUUCUGAAAAUAAGAGUCUCAGGUGACAGGAAGAGGGACAGGAAGGGUGCCGAGUGAGACAGGCUUUGUUCUCAUCGCCCUGCUAAGGAAACUUGGUCACAGGUGGUUUCCAUCUCCCCAGCUCGGUAACAAAGAUCACUGCUUUCCCACCCGUUCUCUCCCAGGCAAAGAUGACUGAGGCGACCAAUUUAAAUUUAAAAUGAAUACAGUCCUAAAUGCAGUGGGACAUCCUAGAACCAAAAAAGGGCAGUGACAGAAACAUUGGAGAUCUGAAUGAGGUCUGGGUUUUACUUAAUAACCUACCAAUGUCGGGCUCUUAGUUUUGGGAAAUGUACGUGUAAAAUGGGAGAUGAUGGGGGGUAGGCGGGGUGCAGAGUAUCCGGGAACUCGUUACUCUCUUUGCAACUUUUAUGCAAUUCAAAAACCAUUCCCAAAUAAAGGCUUAUUUAAUAAAA